Anastrepha ludens (Mexican fruit fly) is the source of this 1392-nucleotide messenger RNA. Its product is annotated as protein obstructor-E. Gene Ontology annotation, cellular component: extracellular region. The coding region runs from base 139 to 852 and encodes 237 amino acids. The record is from RefSeq and is a predicted model, not a curated record. Gene Ontology annotation, molecular function: chitin binding. Lineage: Eukaryota; Metazoa; Arthropoda; Insecta; Diptera; Tephritidae. The transcript has 4 exons.
AAGUGUGAAUCGUGGACAAAGAAAAAUAGUUUUUAUCCAAUUGCCGUCAGGUGCAGAAGAACGGCGACAUAACUCUCCUUCUAUUACCGUAUAUAACUGUGAAGAAUUGUGAAAAGGUUCAAGCCAAUAUUUUUUAAAAUGAAACAACACUUCUUAUAUUUGGCAGUGGGUAUUCUGGCUCUUUGUGUUGCAGCAGAAACUGCAUUCCAAUGUCCCAAACCGGAUGGCCAAUUCCCCGAUGACGUGCAAUGUGAUAAAUACUACCAAUGUGAUGAUGACGUGGCGAAAGAAAAGCUUUGCCCCGAUGGCUUAGUAUUUGAUCCUCUCAACAGGCAUAUCAACAAAUGUGAUCAGCCAUUUAAUGUAGACUGUGGAGACCGAACUGAGCUACAGGAACCAAAAUCUACAAAAUUCUGUCCUCGUAAAAACGGAUUCUUCGCACAUCCUGAUUCUUCCGUGUGUGAUAUUUUCUACAACUGCAUCGAUGGAGAUGCAUUAGAAAUGAAGUGUACUGUUGGCUUGCACUUUGAUGAAUUUGGUGGAACUUGUGUUUGGCCGGAUACUGCUAAACGCGAGGGUUGUGAAGCGCCACAGAAAAAAUCUCCCAGUGGUUUCGUUUGUCCCAAAGAUCGACCAAAAAAUGACGAUAAAGGCCAAGUAGUUACGCAUCCGAAGUUUCCCCAUCCAACAGAUUGCCAAAAAUUCCACGUCUGUUUGAAUAGCGAAGACCCCCGAGACCUCGCUUGUCAGUUGGGUGAAGUAUAUAAUGAAGAAACAGAGAUGUGUGAUGCUCCGGAGAACGUGCCUGGGUGCGAGGAUUGGUACAAGGAUUCUGAUGACAAAAAGGAAUAAACAUAAUUUUCUUUGUCAAAGUACUUUCGUGUAUAAACAAACACAUACAUAGAUAGUGCAUCUGCCUAUGUAUGUGUUAAAAACUUUGCAAUCGCCUAAAGUUGCAGCAGCCAUUUGCAUGUAUAAAUAUUAGUAAGCUAUUUUUAAUUCAAAGCGCGCGUUUAAGCUUGUAAAAAGUUUUUAUGAACAAUGACAAAAGAAAUAUACGCUUUAAGUUUUAUGAAUCAUUAAUAGAUUCUUAAGGUUUAGUGACCGACAAAAUGUUCUUACUGUUUUAAUAGUCUUUUAAUACAUACUUUGCAAUUGAUCUAUGUACAUACGCUGAAAAUAAUUAUAUUGAGCUUUACUUUCAAUAUGCGCCUGCACAAAAAUAUUCUAUAAUACUAGUAUCUUUUCUGUUCUUGUUUGUAUUUUUUAAGUUUUUAGUUUAACUGAAAGUGCAUGCGUCACAUGCCGUUUUACAACAUUUUAUAAUAACAUUUUUUGACUGAAAAUUAUGUUAAGGCGGAGAAAAAUAAACAAAGGAAUUUAAUAAAACUC